AUGAAUCUGGAGAAGAAGAUUUUCGGCGCCUUCACCACCCAGACAACUGCCCGCCGGGAGGCGUUUGCGACAGUGAACAAGACCCUGAGCCAGGCCGCCAAGUUGCAUCAGCACCUGGAUGCAAAGGUUGACGCAGCCGCCGACAAGGCCGCACAGCUCGCAGCCAAGGCAGCAGUCAGCAAGUCAAUCCCCGCGCUGCGCAAGGCGGCGUUGGCCCAGGUGGAUGUCGAGAGGGUGAUCAGGCAUGUGAACAGCGAGACCACACAGAUAUCCAAGAAGGUUGAGGAUAACAUCAAGGCCGCCGACACCGCAAAGGCAAAGGCGCUCGACGAGGCCGCCAGCAAGGUCGCCAAGGCCCAGGACCGCCUGUCCGGCGCCCGCGCCGACUUUGACAAGUGGCUCGCCAAGAAGGCCUACAGGCGGGAGGCCGGCGCCGCGCCCUCCCCUCUCAACGGCGCCCCCGCCAGCCCCACCUCUGGCUCCCAGGGCGCCGCCCCCGCGACGCCGCCGGCGGCCGUCUCGCGCGCCGGCGCGGGGCGUGGGCUGCUCGCGGCAGACGGCGGGAUCGGCGACGAGAUUCUGGGGGCUCGUGCGUUCUUCCUCAGCAAGGCCAGCGCGAUCGCGCGCAAGGUGGCAGAGUCUGCGGACGCCGUCAAGUGGGUUCCGGCCAAGGUGGUCGACGCGGUGUCGCAGGUGCCGCGCGCCGAGGCCGAGGCAAUCCGCAAGAUCGGCGACGCGGCGGCCGGCGCGAUCGCGACGAUGCCGCGUGUCGAGGCGGAGGCCAUCUCGCGCGUGUCGCACGCGGCUGCCAACGCGCUGGCGGGGGGCGGCGGCCACUACUUCCAGGGCGCGGGCCGCGGGCUGCUCGUGGCCGCGGCGGCGGGCGGCGCGGCCAAUGCGAACGCCAAUCUUGCGGGGCCGCCCGCGUACCUCAUCAGCAAGGCACACGAGUUUGCCCGCAAGGUGGCAGAGUCAGCGACGGCCGCCAAGACGGCGCCGCUGAAGGUGGUCGACGCGGUGUCGCAGGUGCCACGUGCGGAGGCCGAGGCAAUACGCAAGAUCGGUGAUGCGGCAGCCGGCGCGGCGGCCGUAGGCGGCAGGAUCGUGCCGCACGCGAUUGCGGACGCGGUCACGGCGAUCCCGCGCGCCGAGGCGGACGCCGUGACGCGGGUUUCGGACGCGGCGGCAAACGCGCUGGCGCAGGGCAGCAGGUACUUCCCCGCCGCGCUCGCCGACGCGGUGAACCACGUCCCGCGCGCCGAGGCCGACGCGGUCCGCAUGAUCUCGGACGCCGCCUCGAUCGCGAUCGUCCGAGGCAGCGACGCGAUGUCCGGCGCCGCGGCCGAUGCGAUCAGGCAGGUGCCGCACGCCGUCGCGUCCGUGCCCGUGCACGUCGUGGGCGCCGUGGCCGGCGCGCUGUCCAGGGUCCCCGGCGACGUCGCCGGCGCGAUCGCGUCCGUCCCGGGCCAGAUCAUCGGCCAGGCGGUCGGGGCGGCGUUCCACCAGAUCCCGAUCGUCGGGGAGGCCAUGGGCACCAUCAACAACGCGCUCGGCGUCGCGAACAACGCGCUGUUCGUCGCCAACUCGGGGCUCCGCCUGAUGGACAAGGCGGGCGACGCGGCGUCGUACCUCAUUGCCAGGGGCAUCGAGGCCAAGAGCAAGCCGUAUGUGCCCUACGUGCCCUCGUACACACCCUCGUACAUACCCUCGUACAAACCUUCGUAUGUGGCCUCUUACCAGCCGUCUUACCACAUGUCAGGCGCCAGCGCAAAGGCGCAGGCGUUCAGCAAGGGGCGCUGA
Monoraphidium neglectum is the source of this 1800-nucleotide messenger RNA. RefSeq lists its product as hypothetical. The coding region runs from base 1 to 1800 and encodes 599 amino acids. NCBI's taxonomy places the organism in Eukaryota, Viridiplantae, Chlorophyta, Chlorophyceae, Sphaeropleales, Selenastraceae. The transcript has 3 exons. The record is from RefSeq and is a predicted model, not a curated record.